Molecule: messenger RNA, 4554 nt
Organism: Tremella mesenterica DSM 1558
Lineage: Eukaryota; Fungi; Basidiomycota; Tremellomycetes; Tremellales; Tremellaceae
Exons: 10
Coding region: 240-4457 (1405 amino acids)
Biological process (GO): siRNA processing
Cellular component (GO): nuclear RNA-directed RNA polymerase complex
Molecular function (GO): RNA-directed RNA polymerase activity
Source: RefSeq, a predicted model, not a curated record
AAUUACUUACCCCUUCUCUCCUUGAACAAGCGAUGGACCGAGUAGUGGCCCUCGUCUCUAGACAUACUGUCACUAUAUCAAUCUUGUAAGAUCUCCUUCGGCCCCGAAUGUCAUAGCACGGACCUAAAUACCCAUCAUUCAUUCAUCCAUCAAGGUUAUCUCAAAGCUUCCUGGUAACGCCCUCUUGGUCAACUUCGGAUAUCCUAUAACACACUCACUCAUGUCAUCGCAAGUAGAAGAUGGACAAUGCGUCUUGGGACAUUACGACAUAUCACCCUGCCAUCAGGACUGCCUUUGGUAAACUUGGCCGAUCACCUUACUCCGUGGAAACCAUACAUUCCGGUCCCUAUACCAAUACUACGGAACAACGUAUUCACCGAUGCCUACGCGAUUUCAUUCAUGCUCAUCCAGAUUCAUUCAUCGAUUUCGUUCAAGCUGAGAUCACUCGUUCAACCCCGCACGAUGCUGGAGGAGGAAAUGGAAUGCGAUAUCAUCUUGAUGGCCGGUUGGCAUUUUCACUCCGACUUGAAAAGGCUCUGGGAGAAGCGGAAAAGAUGAUGAGUCAACUGGCCCUGGAAUCUUUCUCGUCCUUCGGGUCACUCGGGGGGAGUCAAAUUUUAUCCGACCUACCCUCAGGACCUAGGGUCGACACUGGGCGUCCGGAUGACGAGAACGAGGAUCAGGAUGAAGAUGAAGAGAUGUACACUGCCUAUGGAGGUUCUCCAACCUCUCAAGCUUACUCGACUCCAUCACCCUUUGUCAGAACGGAGAAGUACAGUGUGGUCGAGACGACGUCUACGAAGAGAAGAUUAGAGAUAAAUACGUCACCGAGCGCUCAGAAAAAACGUCGGUCCAGUGAAGAUCGCAAAAUGGGACCCCCCAUUUCUCAUGUGUCUUCCAACAGACCUUCACUCAUCCCGACCGUGUCGACCACUUCGGUCGAUACCAGAUCCUCUGAUCCUUCAACGACACUAGUCACCCCCUCCACCCCACUCGUACCUGAUUUCUGUUACCCAGAUCCCGAAGAGCCGUUCACAGAACCUACAUCCAGUGAUGUCGACGGAAUCGUCCAUGCCUUUCCAAAGACCAGACUCGAGACAGGGGUGAUACCGACCUCCUCAGCCACGACAGUCUCCUGGAAACCUAUCUCGUUAUCAGAGGAAGAUCAACGCACCGUCCUCGUCCUUCCCCGUUGCCCCUACCAAGCGAUGCUCUACAAACAUGAUGUGAAAUUUCAUGUCCAAUGGGAGCUGGAGAGAGCCCUUGCCAGGCAUCCUGUGCUCUCGUGGGCUGAUUUCGAGACGGGUGAUUUCGACAGUCUACAAGGUUCCGUAGUCGAAGCCGCUCCCCUCGUCCGACCCCUGUUGGACAAAGUGCUAGCAAGGAAGAGCGGUACUGCCUCCGCCUCGGCAGAAGAUAUCUUGCUCCUACAAGGCGCCAUGGGUCAGAAGAGGUCGAAGAUGCUACAUGAAAUAGAUAGAGAGGAAGCUUCCAUUCGUGCGGGUGACUUGUCAGGCUGUGGUACAGGGGAUGAUGGAUGGUAUGGCGGUAAGAUUAACUACUCAAUCACGGUGAAAUCGGUCUCCCUCCGCUCUGAGGAAUGCGUUACUCUUCUGUCCGAUUCUGUGCAGGAUCUUUAUCAUCAACGUGACAUACUUAAGACUGAAGGUCCCAUGGAUGAUCCAGAAAAUCCAAUGGGUAUCACAAGUAUCACCAAGCCUGUCACGAGAUUCCCAUUCUCAAUGACUCUUCGUCAGCCAGACAUGCAAGGCAAGUCAUUUCGCUUGGCCAGACGAUUCGGCUCUCGUCGCGUCAUCACCUUCAAGAUUGACGUCAAAGAACAAGACCGCAACAAGCUGUUGUCACUUUUCAUUGGUCGAGUUUUCGUAAUAUUCGGUAGAGCCUAUCAAGCUCUCUGGGCACCGGCAGACCGAGAUUCAGUCUUUGCCAUCGAGACCAAUCAUAGUGUACCUAGUGUGACAUAUUCUGGUCGAUUUACACGGGAACCUGGAAUGCCAACUUUUGCAGAGAUCCUACAAAGAUACAACGAUUUGACUCUGAAACCAUCCCAAGCUGUCGCUAAGUGGGCUGCAAGACCUCAAAUCCUCUUCUCGGAUUCAGUCCCUGCCACGACCGUCAGCCCUGAAAGUAUCAUGGUAAUCGACGAUAUCAUCACCGCCGAGGCUGAUGCUGUUGGACAUGCAUCCACUGAGCAGAUUCUCACGGAUGGUUGCGGUCUGAUGUCCGAAGCCCUUGCAAGCCGCAUGUAUGCUCAUGCGGACAUACGUCCGUCCUCAGGUCGAUCUUGUGUCGUGCAGAUGCGUAUCGGCGGCGCCAAAGGUCUCCUCGCUUUGAUGAGCUAUCAACAAUCAAUCGAGUUCCCCAACGUGGAUAUCGUUCUUCGACCCUCGAUGAUUAAGGCCAUCCCCGACCCUCGUUUCGCUCAUGACGUGUCGCUUCUCACGCUGGACGUGAUCCGUUGUGAAAGUCUCAAGAUUUCUACCACACUUUCUGCUGAGCCGAUUGCUCUGCUUGUGCAUAACGGGGUACCUGCAUGGCUUUUCUGUGAUCGCCUGAUCCAAGGUCUCGAUGAUCUCAAGGACGCUUUCACGACACAACCUCUGGCAGGUGAAAAUAGAGAGGACGUUUCAGUUCGUAUCGCUGCCAACUGCUAUGGUCGUGGUGGAGUUGGAACAGAACGCAAGAAACGACUCGUGGUGGCCUCGGGGAGAUCUACGCGCGCUGCUGGCAUAACAUGGGAGUCCACGAUGGAAAACGAUGAGACUGAAGAUGGGGAGUUACCCCCUCUGAUCCAUCCUUCUGAGAGGUACGACGUAGAUCCUAUCAGCGGACAGUCCGGAUCCAUUGCUGAAAGCCUAAUGGAUGCAGUCGCUUCUGGCUUCCAUCCAUCCGAAUCGGGAUAUACUUGCUCUAAACUCAAAUGGCUCGUUCACUCCUUAUCUUCCAAAGCCAUCCGAGAAUUCCGUAUUCCAGUGGAACAAUCCAUGUCAGCUUUCAUUGUCCCGGAUUCUCUUAGUGUGUUAGGCCCAGAUGAAAUAUUCGUCUCCUUCUCAUCUAUCGCCCCUUCUGAUCCGGUCACAGGAUGCAGGAUUUCAUACCUUGAAGGACCUGUUCUAGCUCUACGAUCACCUUGCAAACUCCCUUCGGACAUUCGUAAAUUCACCGCGGUGUAUCGACCCGAACUCGUCCAUUUGACAGACUGCAUCGUCAUGUCUGCCAGAGAUGAUUGUCGUCGCUCUCCUGCGUCUUUCCUCGGUGGAGGGGACUAUGAUGGAGACACCGUUCAAAUUAUAUGGGAUCCUGAAAUCGUUGGACCUUUUAAGAAUGCGGAUGACAGUUUCGCCGAUACUCCGCAAGAUUUUGAGAAACAAAAUUUUGUAAAAGAUAUCGUCAAAGGACACGAAUUUCUUGCUGCUUUGGAUGGAGUGUCCGAAGAGACUUUAGUUGCGAAUUAUCAAUCCUUCUUGCUAGCUGCUCUGAAAGAUGACCAUUUGGCGGGAACAUAUUCUGACUUGCAUGGUAAUGCGGGAUACAGAUUAGGAUACGAUCAUCCACUCACUGUUCGUCUGGCACGAAUGUUUUGUCUUGUUCUUGAUGCCCGCAAAAGUGGUCUACAAGUCUUGCCCCACAUCAAAGCGAAGGAUAAACGAGAACACUCCGGUGCUUUGGGAUGGAGACUUUUCAAAAAAGAUUUGGAGAAUAUGGAGAAUUUGAUACCUAUCAAACGUCCCCAGAUACUUGGACCAUUUGUUAUGGACCUUCUUAUGGAGAUCGGACAAAGACAUAGGGAUGAGAUGAUGCUCUCUUUCCCUACCGAAAUAAGUCCACCAAGCCGUAAAGAUUAUGAUCAUCUAUCUCCCUUUUAUCAUAACGUCGAAGGUUUAUCAAAAUCCUCACCAGUCAUGUCUGAGCAACUCGAUUUGCUUAAACAACACAUCAAAGCGUGUAAAACCAUCUGGGACAGUAUUCGUCAACGUCGUCUUUCCCGUUCGAUCAACAUUCGCCAGGCGUAUCUUGAUCUCAUGGCUGGACGCAAGAUCACACUCAUGGGUUCUAGAAGUGGAUUCAAUUCCGCUUCGAAAUCGAAUAGAUCUCGCAGUCCCAUCAAGGGGAAACCUUCAGAGACUAUAGAAGAAGAUUUGUUGAUGUUGACUCAAACCCGUCAUCUUUCCGCCGUGUGGCAUGAUGCACUCACCGUUUCGGAUGUUCCCAAUAUUUGUUUGAGGGAUGAAGAGUCAUUGAAGCGAUUGAAAAUCAGCUGUGCAUCUGUCGUAGCGAACGGAUAUCCCAGACCCUUGUUAUUCCCAUUUGACGUGGACUUUCCGACGACCUGCAGGAUGAAAUGCCUCGCAAGUGGUAUGACUCGUACUGUACUACAAGCCAUAUACGACAAUUCAAAAUUAUCCAUUCCCCCUCGACGUCUUCUUGACAUGUAACAUACCAUCACCAUCACACACCGUAUAUUUCAUAUCUCGUCAUAUCGCGCAUUCAAAUCAUAUAUACAUAUAUAUAUCAUGAAAUUUCUCCAUAUUC